CGGCCGUACCCGCGAGGCGCACCAAAGUCGCGUGCACCACCCGCUUCGUCGGGGCGGCGCCCGGACCGUUCUAUAAAGCGCCGAGACGCCGUGACGACGACUUCACUCCCGUCCUGCUGCCUACUCCACCCCCGUCAACACGUUACGCGUCGUCGGCAACAGUGAGGCAAGGUGGCGAGGUUUGAAUCACGUGUCAAUCCAACCGAUAUACCUAUGGCGACCAUGAGCAACAGCAAUGGGUCAACGAUGCAGAUUAACAAUCGGCCCGACGACAUUCGCAAACGCAUUAUCGGAUACGACAGUGCGGGAGGAGACACGACGGCAUGCGGGAACAUCUUGGUGGUAUUAUCAUGGAUUGUUGUAAUAUUAACGAUGCCGUUCUCCCUCUUCGUUUGCUUCAAGGUUGUGCAAGAGUAUGAAAGAGCCGUCAUAUUUCGACUGGGACGUCUUCUAUCAGGCGGCGCUAAGGGCCCCGGGAUCUUUUUCAUUCUGCCGUGCGUGGACAACUACGCGCGCGUUGAUCUGCGAACCCGAACGUACGACGUACCGCCGCAAGAGGUUUUGACGAAGGACAGCGUUACAGUAUCCGUUGAUGCAGUAGUUUACUACCGUGUUAACAACGCAACCAUUUCGAUUGCGAAUGUGGAGAACGCGCAUCAUAGUACGAGGCUGCUGGCUCAGACAACCUUGAGGAAUACUAUGGGGACGCGACCGCUUCAUGAAAUAUUAAGCGAACGAGAAACACUCUCCGGAAACAUGCAGGUUUCCUUAGACGAAGCUACUGAUUCGUGGGGAAUAAAGGUAGAACGAGUUGAAAUCAAAGAUGUACGACUUCCCGUUCAGUUGCAACGGGCUAUGGCAGCGGAAGCUGAAGCUGCACGCGAAGCACGCGCUAAGGUGAUCGCCGCAGAAGGUGAACAGAAGGCCAGCAGAGCUCUGCGCGAAGCGUCGGAAGUCAUCGGUGAUUCACCGGCUGCUUUGCAACUCCGUUAUUUGCAGACACUGAACACGAUAUCGGCGGAGAAGAACUCUACCAUUGUGUUUCCGCUACCAAUCGAUAUGAUAACAUAUUUUAUGAAAGCUUUGCCGAAGGAAUAAUUGCGUAAGAGAGAGCGAGAGAGAGAGAGAGAGAGAAAAGAAAGAAGAAAGAAGAAAGAGAGCCUGCAUUUCGCAGAGUAUGACGAUUGAAAAGAAGAAUAAUAAUUCCUCCGAGUUUCCUUGAGGGAUCUUUCGUUUAGCGAUUUAUCCGUAUAUUUGACAAUGCGUGUAUAUUACAUCUUGACGAUAGAGAGUUGCCAAUAUUCGACCAAUCUCUGACAAUUUCAAAUUUAACAGGCUGUAACAGAGUGAUUACUUGUAACGUUGCACGUGUGAUUUUCGUCGCACAGGAUCAACCCGGAGUAUUCUACACGGCAUAGACUGAAACACAUAUUUUUGGAAAAUCUUACAGCGUUAUUUUAUGCAUUUACAUGCUAUAAGGAGUAGCGUAGCAAAAUUUAUAGCAUGUAGAUAGAGUGUAAUCGAACGACAUCAAUAUUUGCAUAUAUUCGGUCCAUUUUUGGCACGGCAAUAAUUUCACUUGCGUCAAGUAUAACAUUUGCAAUUAAUAAAUUCAAAUGGUGAAAAAUAUGCAAUGCUCGAAAAUCAAUUAAUCCGUUCGUCACAAAUCUCGCACUGCCACUGAUGCCGGACUUGUAUAAAAUAUGAUAUCGAAUUACGACAUUGAUAUCGAUUUUACGACAUUGAUCAAGUCGAUCGAACCAUAUAAACGAAAUUUAUUCAGUACAAUAAUUAUUCAAAAUAAAUGUCAAGGAGCGAUUCUUUCUUGUCAAUUUUGUGAUAUGCGUGAUAUUGAAUUACUACCACUUAAUAAUCAACAGUGAAAGCAAUUUAAAUAGCAAUUUCUUGCCUAUUUCUUGCCUAUUUAUAAUACCUUACGGUACCAAAUUAUGUUUUUCAUGUACGAUAUUUAUUUCACAAUAUAUAUUCCUCGAUAAUUUUAUACUUUGAUCAUGUGGUGCUAUUUAAAGCUUAUCGCCAAUACUGGUAAUAUUGCCAAGGGCGCUUAAGUGUUAAGAAUAAUUACUUUUACAGUCACUAGAAAUAUUUGUACAUUAGAGGCCUGUAACGAUUGCUUGGUCCAACAUCGGCAACUCUUGCUAGCGAUAUUUAUACGUUGUUUACUCAAUCACGCUUUGAUAUUCUUACAGUUAUCUGGUAAAAAAAAGCAAAAAAAUUAUCGGGUAUAUACACAUAGAGAUGAUCUCGGAGAAAACGUUCAGUAUUAUUUAUUCAAUAAAAUGCAAAAUUGAAUUGGAUAAGUAGCUAUUCCCUAAGAAGCACGUAGAAUAAUUAAAUAAUAAUCAAAUCAUCGAAGGAUACGUAUGCAUUUAAUAACAUUUUCGCUUUUGUUAAUCAAUUUUGUCGGACGUCUACCCCAUGUAUGAUUUUUGUUUUCUGUGCUGUAAAUAUUUUCGAUGCUCUAUUGUUAUCGUAAGGGAGAUCAAGAUUUCACGUCUUAGCAUUAGUUGUUUAAAGGCGGAUGCGAAUCGCGUAAUGCAUUAAAUUAUAUCGAAUAAAACGAUGGAAGAACUAGUGUAUCGUUUUUAAAAGACUCGUAAAGAAAAUUCAUUAUAACUGUGAUGGUUGUUAGAUUGUAGAAUAAGAUCAGUUCGCUUGACAUAACAUUCUUAAAGCGAGCCGAUCAUCGUUUCACUUCCGCGUACAUUUAAAGGCGAGGGACGGUAUCUAAUUCGCGUUAGAAUAGAGAAUGUUUCGCUUUGUAAAGCGCGAUAAUGAGAAAUGAUCGUAGUACCGCUAUACGGUUUAAGCGAUAAAACUGUGGAUUUAACGUUGUUUCUCCGACGUCUGAUAUAUUCUAACUGUGCAGUGUCUCACGAAAUUGACCAAGCAUUUCAAGAAAAUUUGAAGAAGAGGUUUAGAAACCUGUUAUUUCCUGUACAGCACAAAACAUGCAGUAACAUUGCAACAACAUUGCUACAAUAUUGCAACAUUGCUGUAGUGUAGCUGCAUUGUAACUGCAAGGUUUGUGCUGUAUGGGUUUAGAGGAACAUAUUUCAUAUGUACCUUUUCAAAUGAGCUGCAGAAGCUUGUUUUUAUAUACUCUCCUUUCCUUCGUGAUGGGACCAACAUAUAUCGAAUCAUUUUGAUCAUAUAAUGAAAACUUUCGAUAUUAUACAAUUAUAAUUUAAAACCAGAGACUUUUUGAAAGAAUCUUGAGAGUCUUGGAUGUUCUUGAAGUCUUGAAAGUUUUGAAGAUUUCGACGUAUUUGUCAUUCCUUUCAUAACGCUUUACAUUACACAGUCUACUUUAUUUUAUAUGCGUUGCGGAUAUUUUUACGAAUUUUUUAAAAUAUUUUAGAUACUUGAACUUUUGAAAACAAGUAGAUCUUUUAGAUUCAAGACUUUCUAGAAUUUGUAACGUCAAAUGAUAUCCAAAGACAAUCGGAAUCUUUCAUAAUCGAAUUGUUCGAAAACUUUUAGAAAAAGAGAAUAAUAUUCAGUAAUUUAUAAUAUUCAGACGCCCAUCACUACUUCGCUCUUCUCUCUCUAUAUAUAUAUAAAUAUAUAUAUAAAUAAAUAAUAAACUUUUUAAAAUAUUUGAUCACUUUUACGGAUAAUUAUAUAUAAAAUAGUAUUGUGUCUCGGUGCAUAUCUCUUGCAUAUAUGUAUAUAUAAAUAUACACACAUACGUACGUGCGUGUGCACGUGUAUGUGGGCGUUUUAUCUACAAGCAUUACUGGAAUUUUGUGCUUUCUAAAAAUAAGACGGAGAGAGCGGUCUCCAAUUUUAUUAAAUGUAUAAAUGCAUGCACACAUCUAUAGCGUUGAUUUAAGUUACAUUACAUCCUCCCUCCCCUCUGUUUAAUCAGUCUACCAAUCUGCAGACGUUAAUGAUGCAAAGUUUGUGAAUAUUAUCGUAACAUUCUACCGCUAUUAUUCUGUAUAACUGAUCGAUUGAUUACGGUAGCACGGUAAUUUUUACGACGACGAUGUUUACCGUCCCGUUUUUAUAGUUCAUAAUAUUUUAUCGAUACUAUUGUACUUCGUCAUCGAUUUCAUUUAAGUACACGAUACCUAAAAACUUGGAAAGAUGCGUCUCUCCUCUCGCAGCUUCGUCCCUUGAUGUACGGGAAUCCGCGUGAUGUGCGAAUGUAAAAGGAAACCUGUUCGCGCACGCACGUUUGAAGAGACACGCAUACUCCUCGAUUUAUACGCGACGGCACAUUUAUGUAUAAAGCUAAGUUACUAGUUGCUUUUUAAGCGUACCCUUUGUACGUUGACAUGAUUACGAUAAAAAAUAUAUAUAUGUGUUGAAAGUUCUGAAA
Vollenhovia emeryi is the source of this 4348-nucleotide messenger RNA. RefSeq names its product band 7 protein AGAP004871-like. The record is from RefSeq and is a predicted model, not a curated record. NCBI's taxonomy places the organism in Eukaryota, Metazoa, Arthropoda, Insecta, Hymenoptera, Formicidae. Gene Ontology annotation, cellular component: plasma membrane. The transcript is spliced from 10 exons.